AUGCCUGAGCCAUCUAAAUCUGCUCCGGCACCUAAAAAGGGCUCUAAGAAGGCGGUGACUAAGGCCCAGAAGAAGGACGGCAAAAAGCGUAAGCGGAGCCGCAAGGAAAGCUACUCCAUUUAUGUGUACAAGGUGCUGAAGCAGGUCCACCCUGAUACUGGCAUUUCAUCAAAGGCCAUGGGGAUUAUGAACUCCUUCGUGAAUGACAUCUUCGAGCGCAUCGCUGGUGAGGCAUCUCGACUGGCACAUUACAACAAGCGCUCGACCAUCACCUCCAGGGAGAUCCAGACGGCCGUGCGCCUGCUGCUACCGGGAGAACUGGCCAAGCAUGCAGUGUCCGAAGGCACCAAAGCCGUCACCAAGUACACCAGCGCCAAAUAAACAGUAAGUUGGCUGCAAACAACAAACGGCUCUUUUAAGAGC
This is a messenger RNA of Chrysochloris asiatica (Cape golden mole), 423 nucleotides long. RefSeq names its product histone H2B type 1-J-like. The transcript has a single exon. The coding region runs from base 1 to 381 and encodes 126 amino acids. NCBI's taxonomy places the organism in Eukaryota, Metazoa, Chordata, Mammalia, Afrosoricida, Chrysochloridae. The record is from RefSeq and is a predicted model, not a curated record. Gene Ontology annotation, molecular function: structural constituent of chromatin; DNA binding; protein heterodimerization activity. Gene Ontology annotation, cellular component: nucleosome.